Nicotiana attenuata is the source of this 3005-nucleotide messenger RNA. Its product is annotated as protein MICRORCHIDIA 7-like. Bases 192 to 2549 code for a protein of 785 amino acids. NCBI's taxonomy places the organism in Eukaryota, Viridiplantae, Streptophyta, Magnoliopsida, Solanales, Solanaceae. Gene Ontology annotation, cellular component: nucleus. The transcript has 20 exons. The record is from RefSeq and is a predicted model, not a curated record. Gene Ontology annotation, molecular function: ATP hydrolysis activity.
AAAUCCCAAGUGGAUCCAACGGUUCAUUUAACAUCGCCGUGUACGUGUACGUGUUCGUGAAACCCUGUAUACGUCUCUUCAUCUAAAAUUCUUGAAUCUCCCUUUCCUUUUACUUCGUUAAAUUCUUCACUAAAUACUCUUUUACACUCCAUUUUUGUUUUUCCUUUCUGCUUCACACUUUUUCUUUUUGCAUGGCGAAUCCUAAUAUUGUAAUUAAGCAAGAAGUUGUGGAAGGGUUUAUGAAGAAGAAGCCGCCCGCGGGUUCUUCACCGGCGACUCAAUCGGUGUUUAUUGACCUAAGCAGUAGUGACGACUCCGAUUCCGAUUUGGACGGUUUUGUUGGCAGUAAUAGGCCGAAGAAGAAAAGGAAGAGUGUGGAGGAUGUGAAUUUCCCAUUGCCGUUGGGAUUUUUGGAUCCUUUGCCUCCGCCUAAGGAAACCCCGUUGCCGUUACCGGCUCCGCCGCUUAAUGGAAGCAAUAAUAAGGAGUUAGGUUCUUCUUCGGAGAGUAAGCAAUUUUGGAAGGCUGGAGAUUAUGAAGGGACUUCUUCUUCUAUUUCCGGAUUAUCUUCAGGUGGUAUAGAUCACGUCAGAGUUCAUCCCAAAUUCCUACACUCCAAUGCCACCAGUCAUAAGUGGGCACUUGGAGCUUUUGCAGAGCUUUUGGAUAAUGCAUUGGAUGAGGUCAUCAAUGGAGCAACAUACGCGAACAUUGAUAUGGUCAAAAACAAAAAAGAUGGAAGCAGAAUGCUUCUGAUUGAAGAUAAUGGUGGUGGAAUGGAUCCUGAUAAAAUGAGGCAUUGCAUGUCACUGGGAUAUUCUGUGAAAAGUAAAGUGGCAGAUACUAUUGGACAGUAUGGAAAUGGAUUCAAGACAAGUACCAUGAGGCUUGGAGCAGAUGUAAUUGUUUUCUCACGUUCUAGUGGAAAACCAGGGAAAAGCCCCACACAGAGCGUUGGAUUGUUGUCCUACACAUUUCUACGAAGCACUGGAAUGGAAGACAUCGUCGUUCCCAUGCUUGACUAUGAGAAAAGAGAAGGGUGGGACAAGAUAAUACGAUCAUCUACUAGCGACUGGGACAAGAAUCUUGAAACCAUAAUUCAGUGGUCCCCUUUUUCAAGUGAAGCCGAUCUUCUUAGACAGUUUAAUCCGAUGAAAGGUCAGGGCACUCGGAUUAUAGUAUACAAUUUGUGGGAGGAUGAUCAAGGACUACUGGAGCUAGAUUUUGAUGCCGAUCCACAUGAUAUUCAAAUUAGAGGAGUCAACCGUGAUGAGAAGAGCAUACAGAUGGCUAAACAGUAUCCAAACUCCAGGCAUUUCUUGACGUAUAGGCAUUCGCUAAGGAGCUAUGCAUCAAUUCUAUACCUAAGAAUUCCUCCUGCCUUUCGAAUUAUUCUGCGCGGUAAAGAUGUUGAGCACCAUAACAUAGUAAAUGAUAUGAUGAUGACCCAAGAGAUCACAUACCGCCCUAUGCCUGGUGCGGAUGGAGUACCCAAGGAUUCCAACAUGGUGGCUACUGUGAAAAUUGGGUUUGUAAAGGAUGCAAAAGCUCAUAUUGAUGUUCAAGGGUUUAAUGUCUAUCAUAAAAAUCGACUUAUUAAGCCAUUUUGGAGGCUUUGGCAUGCUCCUGGAAGUGACGGUCGUGGCGUUAUAGGUGUCUUAGAAGCCAACUUUGUUGAACCAGCUCAUGACAAGCAAGGGUUUGAGCGUACAACAGUUCUUUCAAGACUUGAAUCUCGAUUAGUGCAGAUGCAAAAAACUUACUGGUCAACUUUAUGUCACAAAAUUGGCUAUGCUCCUAGGCGGAAUAAGAAAGCUUUUGAAGGAGAGAAUUCUCCUGGUUAUCAUUCUUCAACAUCUCAAUCGAAACAUAAAAGUUCAGGAAAGUCAUCUGAGAAGAGUAAUGGUUUUGGACAUCUAAAUGGCAAGCAUGAUAGCAAAGUCAGAAGAUCUGGAAAUAAACCAAGUUCUUUUGAGCCAUCCUCAACUUCUGCCGAAGAUGACAGCGAUGAAAAUGACCUUCCAAAUCAACCAGAUGGACAUCAGAAGUAUAAUAAUGGAAAAGUUGGCUCUCAGUCUAUGCAUUCCCCGCCAGGCUUUGGACAAAGAGUUGCUGAGCAAGUAUGUUCACCUGGUGGAUUCAAGCGAGUUACUAGAAAUUCAAGAAAGGGAGACGCUGAUAAGAAUGACGACGUGCUGCCAGAUACUCUCACGGAAUCUAUAGAGCAGUUAAAAGAAGAGAAUCGUGAGCUUAAAGGAAGGUUGCGAAGGAAAGAGGAAGAGAUUCUAGGGGAUCUGUUGCGUGAUUUGCAGCAAGAAAGAGAGAGAUCCAAAUCACUUGAAGCUCAGCUGCAGGAGGCAAAAACAAAAGUAGAGGAACUUAACAAGGAACAAGAAAGUUUGAUAGACAUAUUCACGGAGGAGAGACAACGCCGCGACCUAGAGGAGGAGAACUUGAGAAAGAAGUUGAAGGAUGCAUCAAAUACUAUGCAAGAGCUUCUUGAGAAGGUGCGGGUUUUGGAGAAGACGAAGUCUGCCAAUGGUAGGUAGAUUAAAUCUAGGAAACGGAUGGACCCUGUCUUAGUUGCCCAAUGCUGUAUAUAUAAUGGGUGAGCCUUAAGCACCAAAAGUCGUAGAAACAUCACCUUGGUGCAAAUGCCUUAGCCUAAUUGCGCUUCCACGCUCUUGAGCUACUGGUACUGUUCACUUUUCUCCAUAUUUUUGCUGUCUUAUCCAGUAUGAUGGUUCACUCUUCAGAGUGAACCGGGAUUCUCAACUACCGUUAGAAUCUGAACCCUCUCAUCUUCUUAGCUUCAGCAAGUUCUUGAAUUAGCAUUUUAUGUUCCCUUACAAGGUUAGGAGAUCAAUGCCAAAUUUUGUCGCAGGAUGGUGUGCAAUUGGAGUGUAAAUAUUCUAGAAUGACAGGCUCAUUGCCCCUGUAAUUUGAUGCGAUGUUAGUGGCACUGUUGAUUGUUAUCCAACAACUUUGUAGGCAUUGCCGUUCAA